ACUCUACUGCUUCUCUCCUUCUUCUUCUUCUUAUGCGCUUGCGUAAAGUUCUUCGCGGUGACUUUGUGAAAGUUUUCAAAUUUAAAUAAAAAUAUUAAUUAAAAGGAAUUCAAUAGCUGAGAAGCAAAGGAGCAACUUCUGUAGUAGAAAAAAGCUCAGCUAUCUGAAAAUCGACAUCUGGAACUUGUGUCCAAGCGAAGAAGCUUAAGUGCGUUUUUAUAUUUUGACUAAAUUGCCCAUUAAUAAUCAAUCAAUAUGUCAGACUGGGGAGAUGAGCCCUCUGCUCCUACUCAAAGUGCCGAUGGCGGAGAUUGGGACGAUGUCCCAGCUGCCAAUCCUCAAAAGGAGGUCACCGGGUGGAGCGAUGAUGAGGACAAUGGCAAGAGCUCUGGCGGAAGAGGCAGGGUUGGAGGCGGCUUUCGCAAGGAAGGAGAUCGAGAUGGAGAUGGCGAUGGAGGUGGUUUCCGCGGAGGUCGCCGCGAAGGAGGCGGCGGCGGUUUCCGAGGCCGUCGCGACGGCAAUGAGGACGGCGAAGAACGUCGUGGAGGCCGCGGAGGCUUCAACCGUGAGCGAGGAGAACGCGGUGAGAAAGGGGAAGGAGGUGAAAGACGUCGCCGUAAUGAUGACGAUGUCAACAACAAUAAUGAGGUUGCCGAUGAUGGCGAGAAGAAAAGAGAAUUUUACAUUCCACCCGAACCCACUAACGAUGUCACUGAGAUCUUUAGUAGUGGCAUCACUUCGGGAAUUAAUUUUUCUAAAUAUGACAACAUUCCUGUUAAGGUAAGCGGCGAGAAUGUGCCAAAAGCUAUUAAGAGCUUUGAGGAGGCUCAAUUACGCAGCAUUAUUGGGGAGAACGUGACCAAAUCAGGCUACAAAGUUCCGACUCCAAUCCAGAAAGUCUCCAUUCCGGUGAUUGCUGAUGGCCGUGAUUUGAUGGCUUGUGCUCAGACAGGUUCGGGAAAAACGGCUGCUUUUCUGUUGCCUAUUCUCAGCAAAUUGCUGGAUGAUCCCCAAGAUCUGGAGAUUGGAAAGCCACAGGCGGUAAUUGUAUCUCCGACUAGGGAAUUGGCGAUACAGAUCUUUAGCGAAGCGAGGAAGUUUGGCUUCGAUUCAUAUCUAAAGAUUAGCAUUGUUUACGGCGGCACCUCGUUCAAGCAUCAGAAUGAGUGCAUUACCAAAGGCUGCCAUGUACUUAUAGCGACACCGGGACGUCUACUGGACUUUGUGGAGCGGACCUUUAUUACAUUCGAUGACACUCGCUUCGUUGUGUUGGACGAGGCCGAUCGGAUGCUGGAUAUGGGCUUCUCGGAAAGCAUGCGCAAAUUUAUGUUCCACUCGACAAUGCGUCCGGAGCAUCAAACAUUGAUGUUUUCGGCCACUUUUCCGGAGGAGAUUCAGCGCCUGGCGGGCGAGUUCUUGAAGGACUAUGUCUUCGUAACCAUAGGUGUAGUUGGAGGAGCCUGUUCGGAUGUGCUACAGACCAUCCACGAAGUUAACAAGUUUAACAAGCGAUCCAAGCUAAUGGAAAUCUUGCGCGAGCAAGCAGAUGGCACUAUAGUCUUUGUAGAGACCAAGCGUGGUGCCGACUUCUUGGCUUCGUUCUUAUCGGAAACCGAAUUUCCGACUACCUCAAUCCAUGGCGACCGUCUUCAGAGUCAACGCGAGCAGGCCUUGCGUGAUUUCAAAAACGGCACUAUGAAGGUGAUCAUAGCCACUUCAGUGGCGGCACGUGGUCUCGACAUCAAGAAUAUCAAGCAUGUGAUCAACUUUGACAUGCCCAACAACAUUGAUGACUAUGUUCAUCGCAUUGGACGCACAGGUCGUGUGGGCAACAAUGGUCGUGCCACCUCAUUCUUUGAUCCGGAUCAGGAUCGUGCUCUCGCAUCGGACUUGAUCAAAAUCCUGCAAGGAUCUGCUCAGACGGUUCCCGAGUUCCUCAGCGAUAUGGGCGGCGGCGGUGGUGGUGGCUACUCCUACAAAAAGUUUGGUGGCGUCGAUGUCCGUGGUGGUGGAAAUGCCGUCUCUGAUCCAGUCAACGCCGAGGCUGACCAGGACUGGGACUAAUUAAAAAAUUUGGGACAUAAUUGUUUAACUAGUUAAACAUAACAAAUUAAGAUUGACUGAGUCUUCGCCUCGUUUAAUUUCGAAACUCUGUAGGCGAUAUAUAAAUAAUAUAUAAUAGCCUUAACAUUUCUCAAACGCAAGAUCAGAAUAUUUGCGCAAACUGUGUUAAGUUUAAAUAUGUGUAAAAUAAAACAUUUUCAAUUCAAAA
Drosophila rhopaloa is the source of this 2272-nucleotide messenger RNA. RefSeq names its product ATP-dependent RNA helicase vasa. Gene Ontology annotation, cellular component: nucleus; P granule. The record is from RefSeq and is a predicted model, not a curated record. The transcript is spliced from 10 exons. Gene Ontology annotation, biological process: cell differentiation; gamete generation. Lineage: Eukaryota; Metazoa; Arthropoda; Insecta; Diptera; Drosophilidae. Gene Ontology annotation, molecular function: ATP binding; RNA binding; RNA helicase activity. Bases 256 to 2064 code for a protein of 602 amino acids.